CACUCCAACAUCGUGGACACCACUACUACUUAAUUUCCUGGGAGAGCGGAGAGCCCUCCCCGGCGGGCGGCGGCGGCGUCCCGGUACUACGGAAAUAAAGAGAAGGCCGCCGGCUAGCUAGCUUUGCUUGCACUUGCACAUUGUAUCAUCCUUGCUGGGGCCAGAGAGAGAUAGCAGGCGGCCGGGAUGGCGAGGCAGCAGUGGCGCCGGCACGCCGCCGUUGCCACGCUCGGCGUCGCGUGCGCGGCGGCGGCCGUCGUUGCCGUGGCAGCCGACGACGGCCCGACGAGGAACUCGACAGCCGCCGCCAUAUCACCAGGAGCCCCGGCACACCCCGGGAACGAUGGCAAGGCGUACCACCACGUUUGGCCGCCCAUGGAAUUUGGAUGGCGAGUUGUGGUGGGGUCACUGAUCGGGUUCUUCGGCGCGGCGUGUGGCAGCGUCGGCGGCGUCGGCGGUGGCGGCAUCUUCGUGCCCAUGCUCGCACUCAUCAUCGGCUUUGAUCCCAAGUCAUCUACCGCAAUAUCCAAGUGCAUGAUCAUGGGAGGGUCUGUUUCAACAGUCUACUACAACCUGAAGCUGAAGCACCCGAGUCUGGACAUGCCGCUGAUCGACUACGACCUCGCCCUGCUCAUGCAGCCUAUGCUCAUGCUUGGGGUCAGCAUUGGCGUCAUUUUCAAUGUUAUUUUUCCCAACUGGCUCAUCACGGCUCUCCUCAUAACCAUUUUCCUAGUCACAUCAACUAAGGCGUAUCUCAAGGGCUUCGAAACUUGGAAGAAAGAGACCAUAAAGAAAAGGGAGGACGCAAGAAGAAAGGAGCAGAUAUGUCAGGAACCAGAGCAUGCAAUCCCUAUAGGAUCAGACGCCCCAGCUGAUAAGGCAAAAACCCCGACAGAUGAAGCGACAUCAGUUCUGAAGAACAUUUAUUGGAAGGAGUUCGGUCUUCUUGCAUUCGUUUGGGUGGCAUUCCUUGGCCUUCAGGUCACAAAGAACUAUGUUGCUUCUUGCUCCGUUUGGUACUGGGUGUUGAAUUCUCUCCAGAUCCCUGUGGCAGUUGGAGUGACAGUGUAUGAAGCCUACGGGCUAAGAACAGGGAAAAGGGUGCUGUCAUCUAAGGGAAGCAGCCAGCAGCAGAGCACCCUAAGGAUUCGGCAGCUGCUGGUAUACUGCCUGUUCGGCAUCCUGGCAGGACUCAUCGGCGGCCUGCUAGGCAUGGGCGGCGGCUUCAUCAUGGGGCCACUCUUCCUGGAGCUCGGAAUUCCUCCCCAGGUGUCAAGUGCUACAGCCACAUUCACAAUGAUGUUCUCGUCGUCCAUGUCGGUCGUGGAGUACUACCUCCUGCACCGAUUCCCGGUGCCCUAUGCUGCUUACUUCACGGGCGUGGCAUUCGUGGCCGCCAUCACGGGGCAGCACUUCGUGAGGAAGCUGAUCGCUUGGCUGGGGCGGGCGUCCCUCAUCAUCUUCAUCUUGGCAUCCAUGAUCUUCGUCAGCGCCCUUACUCUCGGUGGGGUAGGCAUCUCAAACAUAGUUCACAGGAUGGAGCGGCAUGAGUACAUGGGCUUCGAAAGCCUUUGUAAGGUGUAGGGACCAAUGCAAUGCAAUGCAAGCUAAGCAGAGGAGAGGACGACAUAUAGGAGAAGUAGUGAAUGAUGAGUAUGAUUGAAGGAUAUAUGGGUCAAAAGAUCCCAACGAUUUUAGCACACCGUAGCCGAAGAUAGGAUCAUCAUGCAUGUAAACCAUAGCUUGACAUAGACUCAUCAGAUCAUAUAAUAUAAUGUGCAGAGUGUACUCCCUCUGGUCCAGUUA
Sorghum bicolor (sorghum) is the source of this 1806-nucleotide messenger RNA. Its product is annotated as sulfite exporter TauE/SafE family protein 3. The record is from RefSeq and is a predicted model, not a curated record. NCBI's taxonomy places the organism in Eukaryota, Viridiplantae, Streptophyta, Magnoliopsida, Poales, Poaceae. Gene Ontology annotation, cellular component: Cul4A-RING E3 ubiquitin ligase complex; membrane. The coding region runs from base 187 to 1584 and encodes 465 amino acids. Gene Ontology annotation, biological process: protein ubiquitination. The transcript is spliced from 11 exons.